Messenger RNA from Cuscuta campestris, 2336 nucleotides. The record is from the annotation of a GenBank genome assembly. Lineage: Eukaryota; Viridiplantae; Streptophyta; Magnoliopsida; Solanales; Convolvulaceae.
CGUCGUUCUCUGUCGUCGCCUCGCCGUCGUGCCUGAGUCGCCGUCAUCGCUGGGUCGACAGGGGAAAUUGUCUCCCGGCGUUGGCGCUGCUGCUGGUGGAUCGAAGGAUGAGAAACGAGAAAGAAAGUAAUGGAGGCGGUGCUCCUGCUGUGUUGUUUCUAUGCAUGGGCGACGGUGGUGGUUGUACAUGCGGAGGAUCCCUACCUAUUCUUCGACUGGAAGGUGACAUACGGAAAGAUGUCACCCCAUGGCGUCUCAAAAGAUGUCAUCCUAAUCAACGAUCAACUUCCGGGCCCAAAGAUCAAUUGCACCUCAAACAACAACAUUGUCGUGAACGUUUUUAAUGAACUAGACGAGCCUCUAUUGUUCCAUUGGUCGGGCAUCCAACAGAGGAAGAACUCGUGGCAAGAUGGGACCCCCGGAACGAUGUGCCCCAUCAUGCCAGGAACAAAUUACACAUAUCAUUUCCAGGUGAAGGAUCAGAUCGGGAGCUAUUUCUACUUCCCAACCACCGGCUUGUUACGCUCGGCUGGUGGCUACGGGGCACUCAAUGUCCAUAGUCGUGCCCUCAUCCCUGUCCCCUUUGACUGGCCCACCGAAGAAUUCAACGUCUUCUUGAGCGAUUGGUACAAUAGGGGUCACAAAGAGCUAAAGAAAGCUCUCGAUGAUGGUCAGACCAUUGCAAGGCCUAAUGGGCUAGUGAUCAACGCGAAGCACGGGCAGGUCGGGGAUAAAUUAGAGCCUAUAGCAAUAAUGGAGGCUGGAAAGACGUAUAGGUUCAGGGUGUGCAAUGUGGGGAUGAGAGCCUCAAUGAAUUUUAGGUUUCAAGGACAUGGGAUGACACUAGUUGAAUUAGAGGGGUCUCACACAGUACAAAACGUGUAUGACUCGCUUGACCUCCACACCGGACAGUGCCUUUCUGUUUUGGUGACGGCCGAUCAAAAGCCCAAGGAUUACUAUUUUGUGGUCACCAGCAGGUUCCUCAAGAAACAGCUCUCCACCGUCGCCCUUGUCACCUAUGCUAAUGGAAAAGGCGUCCCGGCCUCACCUGAGUUGCCACCUCCUCCACCUGAGGACACUGAGGGCAUUGCCUGGUCCAUUAGCCAGUUCCGAUCCUUCAGGUGGAAUCUCACAGCUAGUGCUGCCAGACCCAACCCACAAGGAUCCUACCACUACGGUCAGAUCAACAUUACCAGGACCUUGAAGUUGGUGAAUACCAAGAGCGAAGAGGGAGGAAAGCUGAGGUACGCAAUCAACGGCAUCUCUCACACGGACGGGAAUACCCCACUAAAACUGGCUGAGUACUUUGAGAUGCCGGAGGCGGUGUUCAAGUACGACAUAAUGAGUGACGAGCCACCAGAAGACGGGAGCAAGGUGGUCGUGGCUCCCAACGUUGUGAACGCCACAUUCCGUAACUUUGUGGAAAUCAUAUUUGAGAACCACGAGAGGACCAUCCAGACCUACCACCUGAAUGGCUACUCGUUCUUCGCUGUGGGAAUCGAGCCUGGGAGGUGGACCCCGGAGAAGAGGAAAAAUUACAAUCUGGUGGACGGGGUGAGUAGGCACAACAUCCAGGUGUACCCCAACUCAUGGGCCGCCAUAAUGACCACACUUGACAAUGCCGGAAUGUGGAACCUCAGGUCGGACAUGUGGGAGAGAUUCUAUUUGGGACAACAAUUAUACGUUAGUGUCCUAUCCCCGGCACGCUCCUUGAGGGAUGAGUACAACAUUCCUGAUACUCAACUGCUGUGUGGUUCCGUGAAGGGCAAGCCCAUGCCUAAACCUUAUACUAUCUAAACUUUAUACGGAGAUUUUUUUUUAAAUUUUCAAAUUUUCUAUAUUAUUAUCAUUUUAAAAAUAUUAAUUGUGAAAUCUUUUUAUUUUUUGUUUGGUCAAAAGAAAAGAAGAAGAAAAAUAAUAAUACUAUCUGAGUUGUCUUCCUCAUUCUCUCUCACUUUAAUGCUUCAAAAUCUUUACUUCAUUCCUUAUACCUUUCUUUUCCUAUCACAACACUGUUUACUCUCACUCCAUAUUGAGAUAUCGAUUGGAAAGACAAAGAGAAAUAGAUCGAGCAGAGCCGCAGAGCUAGAUUUAGGUGCUUCUCUGGAUUUGUUCAAAGAAGGGAUGGAGACGAUUCGAGCCGAGAAGCAGGUACAACUUUGGUUUUGGGCGCUGCUCUAAAUCUGUUCGAACGGAGAAGAGAAAACUCAAGAACCAUAUUCUGAUAUUCAAGAUCUAUGGCUACCUGAUUUAUCCUUUAUAUUUAUGCACAAAAGAAAAAUGCAUCAUUGUUUACCUUGAUUUGUACUACAUUCUCAUAAAAUAGAAUUCUCCCU